UAACGACCUUCCGCGCGGACGGUGGGCAGGCGACGGCGGCGUGUGGAUGGAGGCCUUGGCCCUCGGCCCGGCGCGGCGGGGCAGGCGGCGGACCCGGGCCGCCGGCUCCCUGCUCUCUCGGGCCGCCAUCCUCCUCUUUAUCUCCGCCUUCCUCGUGCGGGUGCCCUCAUCAGUUGGACACUUGGUUCGAUUACCAAGAGGUUUUCGUUUGACCAAAGAUUCAGUGAAAAUAGUGGGAUCGACAAGUUUUCCAGUGAAAGUGUAUGUCAUGCUCCAUCAAAAGAGUCCACAUGUGUUGUGUGUAACGCAACGACUGCGAAAUGCUGAACUGAUAGACCCAUCAUUCCAAUGGCAUGGGCCUAAAGGAAAAAUUGUUUCAGUAGAAAACCGCACUGCACAAAUAACAUCCACAGGAAGCCUUGUGUUCCAAAAUUUUGAGGAGAGUAUGAGUGGAAUUUAUACAUGUUUCCUCGAAUAUAAACCUACUGUGGAAGAAAUUGUUAAACGUCUUCAACUAAAAUAUGCUAUAUAUGCUUAUCGUGAGCCUCAUUAUUAUUAUCAGUUCACAGCUCGAUAUCAUGCAGCUCCCUGCAAUAGUAUUUAUAAUAUUUCUUUUGAGAAGAAACUUAUUCAGAUUUUAAGCAAACUGCUUCUUGACCUUUCAUGUGAAAUUUCCUUACUUAAGUCUGAAUGCCAUCAUGUUAAAAUGCAAAGAGCUGGUUUGCAAAAUGAAUUGUUCUUUACAUUUUCAGUUUCAUCUCUAGACACUGAAAAAGGACCCAAGCCAUGUACAGACCAUAAUUGUGAACCUUCCAAAAGACUAUUUAAGGCUAAAAAUCUCAUAGAGAGAUUCUUUAAUCAACAAGUAAAAAUUCUUGGCAGACGUGCAGAACAAUUACCUGUAAUAUACUAUAUUGAAGGUACUCUCCAAAUGGUUUGGAUUAAUCGCUGCUUUCCAGGGUAUGGAAUGAAUGUCCAGAAACAUCCAAAAUGUCCUGAGUGCUGUGUGAUCUGCAGCCCUGGAUCAUAUAACCCCCGUGAUGGAAUUCAUUGCCUUCAGUGCAAUAGCAGCCUGGUGUAUGGAGCAAAAACGUGCUUAUAAGCCAUUAUCUUCAGUUAUUCAGUAGUUUAUUAAAUGCAAAGUAUAUAUUUGAAAUAUUAACAUAUAAUAAAUCAUUAUUAUGCCAAAAUUAAUCACAUUUUACAAAAAAUGGUGUCAUCAUUUUAAUCAAAUACUGUAUGUCCAAGUGUUUUAUGAGGGCGAAAAUCUCCUAGUCUUUAUCCAUUAAUGCCAAACCUACAUAUGAUUCUAAAAUAUUUCUUGUGCCGCUGCAUUUUAAAAAUAGUUUCAAAUAUAGUGUAUCAAGUUAGCCCAAAAGAUUUUUCAAGAUUUUUCAGAAUAUUCUGUUUUAUUUUUACUAUAUGUUCACUAGAUCCAGGCCACCAUAUUCUUCUAUAAUAACUUUAAUUUCAGCUUGUUUCAUUCUUUUGAUUUAAAUUUAUGGGAUUUUAUUCAUUCUAGUUUCACCUUUCACAGUUUAAAGCCAUAUUUAAAGCCUUGGGUCUUAUUGCAAUUUUUAGCCUCUUUAAUAUAAGGCCUAGUUCCAACCACACUGUGGAUUUUUAAUAUAGCUCAGUGUGACUAUCUUAAACUUUUCAGUUUUAAGUCUCUUAAAUUACCUUUUCGGCAUUUUAGAAUGGAGUAAUUAUUCUAUGUGCCUAAAUUAAUAACUGAACUUUCUUAGUGGAAAGAGAGAAAGAGAGAAAGCGAUUUCUUUCCCUGACAAUCCCUCUAGGAAAAAUAAUCAACAGUCAUCACAACCUUUAUUUUAUUUCUUCCACUAAGAAAAUGAAUAUUAUGUAACAGAUAUCACUUGUACCAUCACUAAUACUUAUCCUGUCUCACAUUGGGAUGCUAUAUUUGAAUAUGAAAUGUUAUCAAAAAUUAAAAGAUUUAAAUUCUGGGAAAAUACAUGAGUGAUUUAGAAAAUGAAUAGUUUCUCAAUUUUUCUAAUUAUUGUUUUAUUUAUAUUUGUAUCAGCUUUCUCUCUCUGGAUGCACUGUUUUGCUCUUCAUAUUUGCUCUCUUAAGACAUAAACGUUUGUAAAUGGCAAACAUACCCCAUGUUGGCUCUGGGCACAAAUGUGAAAUACAUUGACAGGAGGACAGUUCACCUAUACUUAGGAUGUGUUUGACUUUUAAAAAAUGAACUAGUUAGUUAAUAAAUUAGCCUCUCACUUUUCCAUCCUGUGUACAAAUAGAACUCCAGAAUUCUAACACAGACACAAAGGGAAGAUAAAUGACAUAUGGCUGUACUUUGUUAUUAGCCCUGGUAAUGUUUUCUAAAAAAAUUCCUUGGGCUUUCAUCAUCAUGAUGUAAUUGUUUCUAUACAGUUUAGGGACGUUUUUCAAGUGCCUUCUUUCCUCUAGUAAGUGACAUACUCGCAUUACACUGUUCGGGUGAGUUACUGUUCUUCCCAAAAUUACUAACACAUGUAUUUUGCAAAUAAUAGAAGACCUAUCACGUCUCCACUUCUAAAAGCAGUGUAAUCUACUAAAGUUUCCAAAUUUCUUAACUGUAUAAUAAAUAAUGGA
Molecule: messenger RNA, 2595 nt
Organism: Rhinopithecus roxellana (golden snub-nosed monkey)
Lineage: Eukaryota; Metazoa; Chordata; Mammalia; Primates; Cercopithecidae
Gene: ZPBP
Product: zona pellucida binding protein
Exons: 8
Coding region: 47-1102 (351 amino acids)
Biological process (GO): binding of sperm to zona pellucida; acrosome assembly
Cellular component (GO): zona pellucida receptor complex; acrosomal vesicle; extracellular region
Source: RefSeq, a predicted model, not a curated record